AUGGACCGCCCCAUCGACCUCCACGACUACCAGCCCACCCUCCCCGACAACCUCAACCCUCUCGACCCUGCUGAGCUCGCCACCCUCUUCGAUGGCCUGCGCAUACAGACGCGCCAUAUCGCCGCCCACCCGUAUGACCCCAACACCUGGCUCCAGCGCGGUAUCACGCUCAUGAAGCUCCGGUAUCCUGAAUUGGCGGUGGGAGAUGGGUACAAAGCCGGCUUAUUAGCAGGGGAGGCGCUGAAGGGUUUGGGAGACGGGAAGUGGGGGCUGGGUGCGAGGAUGGGGUUCUGGAUGCUACUAGAGGACGAUGAGGCUGAGGAAGAUGGGUGGGAGAGAGAGAUGCUGAGACGUUAUCUCGACGGGCUGCAGCGCAAGGCCAGGGAGUUGGUGGAGCAGAACCUGGAGCUCUGGCCGGCUUUCGAGGAGGGCAGGUUUCGACGGAGGAAGUACCCGUGGAUGCCGCCGGAGUUUGCGAGCAGAGGGGACGAGGUGCUGCGGGUGAUUAACGACGAGUUCAAGGACAAUGGAGGCAGAGCGCUGCGCAACGGCACCGGACAGAUCUGCUCAGUCCGCCGUCACGCUUUCGGGGUUGAUCCCAACGGCGAGAAACCGACCCAUGAUGUCCUGGGCGUCUUCGCGACGCGAGAGAUUGCGCCUGACUCCACUAUCCUGAUCGACCAGAGUCGGAUAUGGGGCUGCAACGGUCCUGGAGCUGCUGGCUCUCUGGAGAAUCUGAACGGCGGAAUGGGAUGCGGUGAGCCCAUCCACCCGAAUCUACCCAGCGAAGACACAAGUCUGGAUUUAAGAUGGAUCCGCGCCGCGACGGGGAAGAACGCGCGGUGUUCGUUGGUCUUCAUGCGGGCGCUGCUGUGCGCGAUUCAAGACGGUGGCGUUGACAGGAAUUCACUCUCCCACCCGCUGAUCGCGCGAUUAACGCCCUGUUACCCUGCGGAGCGCAUCCACCGUUUCAGCCUGGCAAACGACAUCGCCCUGCCUCACACCUUCCUCCGCACACAAGGCGGCGUGGACAUCUUCGCCAACCCCUUCUUCGACACCUGGGUCUUCUCGACAAUUUCCUCCCGCAUCCUCAGUAACUCCUGUGGCGACCCGUUAGCAGAAUGUCUGUCCCCCUUAUUUAGCCUGUUCAACCACAGCUGCGAGCCGAACGUGCGCUGGGAACUGCACAAGGACCAUCGGACGGUUGUUGUGCGGUCGGUCGGUAGGAUGAGGGCAGGGGAGCAGUUGUUUGUGGAGUAUGAUGCUUUUUUGUCCGGGGAGGGGGUGGGGAGGAGGAGGGAGGGGUUGUGGAGGUGGUUGGAGGGGCCUUGUGGGUGCGGGCGGUGUUUGCGGGAGGAGGAGGAGGAGGAGGGGAGGAGGGUGGAUGAGAAGAUGGAGGGGGUGGAGCUGGGGAAGGGGAAGGAGUGGGAUGGGGGGGAGAAGCCGGUGUUGUAA
Molecule: messenger RNA, 1455 nt
Organism: Saxophila tyrrhenica
Lineage: Eukaryota; Fungi; Ascomycota; Dothideomycetes; Mycosphaerellales; Extremaceae
Exons: 1
Coding region: 1-1455 (484 amino acids)
Cellular component (GO): nucleus
Molecular function (GO): protein binding
Source: RefSeq, a predicted model, not a curated record